Molecule: messenger RNA, 228 nt
Organism: Guillardia theta CCMP2712
Lineage: Eukaryota; Cryptophyceae; Pyrenomonadales; Geminigeraceae
Exons: 4
Coding region: 1-228 (75 amino acids)
Source: RefSeq, a predicted model, not a curated record
AUGAUCUUCCAGAUCCUUGAGAGGCCUCGACCAGACCUCUUCAGCAAUGCAAUCAUCGACAAGUGCUUCGCUGACUAUGGCGCGGAAGAUGAAGUGAAGGCAUGCAUCGAGAAGCUGCAUGGCGACAAGCAGUCCAUGGAUCCUGCCAGCGGGGGACCGAAGGUAUUGAACAACACAUACAGCAUGUGGCAUCAGCCGGCGCAGGAAUGGACAGUCGUGGGAAGUUAA